CACACAAAAGAUAUGAGUGUGUGUGUGUGUGUGUGUGACCAUGCAUAUAUAUAAAGAGACAUUUGCACUUGAAAGUUGAAACAAAUCACAACAAAUAUUCUGAUCCCCUCCUAAAUAAUAAUAUUUCCUUAAUAUUCCAAGUCAUGGAAUAUUUCUUAAAGAUCUUCUGUCUCUUUUCUUUAUUCUAUUCCAUUUUAAAACUUUUCAACUUGAUUCUUAAACGUAGAAGCCAAUCAUGUUACAUGUUAGCCUAUGAGUGUUUCAGACCAAAAGAAGACACAAAACUCAACACAGAUUCAGCUGCUAAAAUAGUCAUGAGAAACAAAAACCUAGGUCUAGAGGAAUUUAGAUUCCUCCUUAAAACCAUGGUUAGUUCAGGAAUCGGUGAGAACACAUACUGUCCAAGAAACGUUCUUGAAGGAAGAGAAACAUGUCCAACUCUCAAAGACACAUAUGAAGAGAUAGAUGAAAUCAUGUUUGAUACACUUGACAACCUCUUCAAAAAAACAUGUUUCUCUCCUUCAGAAAUAGACAUUCUUGUUGUCAAUGUUUCUUUGUUCUCACCAGCACCUUCACUCACAGCAAGAAUAAUAAACAGAUACAAAAUGAGAGAAGAUGUAAAAGUCUUCAAUCUUGCAGGAAUGGGGUGUAGUGCAAGUGUUGUUGCUAUUGAUCUUGUUCAACAGCUUUUCAAAACAUAUGAAAAUUCCCUUGGAAUUGUUGUGAGCACAGAAGAUCUUGGUUCUCAUUGGUACUGUGGAAAAGACAAAAAAAUGAUGCUUUCUAACUGUCUUUUUCGAGCAGGUGGUUGUUCCAUGCUUUUCACAAACAAAACAGAACUGAAAGAUAGAGCCAUCUUGAAACUGAAACACAUGGAAAGAACACAGUAUGGUUCUGAUGAUGAAGCUUACAAUUGUUGCAUACAAAUGGAAGAUGAAGAAGGGUUUGCAGGUUUUAGACUAACAAAAAGUCUUGUUAAAUCUGCUGCAAAAGCUUUGACAGUAAAUUUACAGUCUAUGGUCCCAAAGAUUCUACCACUUUGGGAACUGGUCAGGUUUUUCAUAAUUUCACUACGCAAUAGUAUGAAAAAAGUUGAAUUUGGAAAUAUUUUUAUUUUGUUUUUUAACCUUGGUAAAAUGGUUAUAAAACCGAAAUUUAAUAUGUUGGGAGGGGGUUUGAAUUUGAAAAGUGGAAUUGAACAUUUUUGUGUUCAUCCUGGUGGUAGGGCAGUUAUUGAUGGGGUUGGUAAGGGUUUAAAAUUGAAUGAAUAUGAUCUUGAGCCAGCUAGGAUGGCACUUCAUCGUUGGGGUAAUACUUCUGCUGGUGGAUUAUGGUAUGUUUUAGGUUAUAUGGAAGCAAAAAAGAGGCUUAAGAAAGGUGAUAGAAUUUUGAUGAUUAGUCUUGGAGCAGGGUUUAAGUGUAAUAAUUGUGUUUGGGAGGUUAUGAAGGAUUUGUCUGAUACUAAUGUUUGGAAAGAUUGUAUUCAGAGUUAUCCUCCAGAUACACUCAAUAAUCCUUUUAAGGAAAAGUAUAAUUGGAUUAAUGAUGAAUAUCUUAGCUUUGUGAGGUUGGAUUUUAGUACUAUGGUGUUUAACUAAUUAGGAGAGAUGCAUGGGAUUCAUUAUCAUCAUACACACAGAUAUAGCUAGCUAGCUUGGUUAAUUUAUUAAUUACAAAUUGUGUAGGGGGAAAAAAGAAUUGAUUGAUAAACUCAAACUACAUAUACAAUUAGUUUUACGAAGUUGAGUUAUGUUUACAACUUUUCAGAAUAUUUGUUCUUGUCCAUGUUUAAACAUAUAGUCUUGUAUUAUUAUUUUGAUUAGAGGAGGAGAAAAGCAAGUGUAACUUCAAAACCCUAUGUAUUGUGCUAUUAUUUGAUGAAAUAAAUUAGUUCAUGUCAUUAAUAUGUA
Messenger RNA from Medicago truncatula (barrel medic), 1910 nucleotides. Its product is annotated as 3-ketoacyl-CoA synthase 19. The transcript has a single exon. Gene Ontology annotation, cellular component: membrane. Lineage: Eukaryota; Viridiplantae; Streptophyta; Magnoliopsida; Fabales; Fabaceae. The record is from RefSeq and is a predicted model, not a curated record. Bases 144 to 1598 code for a protein of 484 amino acids. Gene Ontology annotation, biological process: fatty acid biosynthetic process. Gene Ontology annotation, molecular function: acyltransferase activity, transferring groups other than amino-acyl groups.